UGGAUUUCCCCCUCAGAUUCCACCCUGAAAAUGUACAGGAGUUUCUGUCUAUCAGGAAGAAAAAAAGUGAAGGAUGGAAAUGUGAGAUUUGCAAUAAAUCUUUCACACGAAGACCUCACUUGGAAGAACAUAGGAUUCUUCAUACUCAGAAUAAGCCUUUCAAAUGUACCUAUUGUGAAGAGCACUUUAAAUCCCGCUUUACAAGAUUGAAGCAUCAAGAAAAGUUCCACUUAGGACCUUUUCCAUGUGAUAUUUGUGGUCGUCAGUUUAAUGACACUGGAAAUCUGAAGCGCCAUAUUGAAUGUACUCAUGGAGGAAAGAGAAAAUGGACUUGCUUUAUUUGUGGAAAAUCAGUUAGAGAAAGAACAACAUUGAAAGAGCAUUUGAGAAUUCAUAGUGGAGAGAAGCCACACCUAUGUAGCAUUUGUGGGCAGAGUUUUCGUCAUGGAAGCUCCUACAGGCUUCAUCUGCGAGUCCACCAUGAUGAUAAGAGAUAUGAAUGUGAAGAAUGUGGAAAAACAUUUAUUCGCCAUGACCAUCUCACAAAACACAAAAAGAUACAUUCAGGAGAGAAGGCCCAUCAGUGUGAGGAAUGUGGAAAAUGCUUUGGCCGAAGAGAUCACCUCACUGUACAUUAUAAAAGUGUUCAUCUAGGAGAAAAAGUGUGGCAAAAGUACAAAGCAACAUUUCAUCAAUGUGAAGUCUGCAAGAAAGUUUUUAAGGGGAAAUCAAGUUUGGAAAUGCAUUUUAGGACACAUUCAGGUGAGAAACCGUACAGAUGCCAAAUUUGUAACCAGUCCUUCAGGAUUAAGAAGACAUUAACUAAACACAUGGUUAUUCAUUCAGAUGCUCGCCCUUUCAACUGUCAGUACUGCAAUGCAACAUUUAAACGAAAGGAUAAACUAAAAUACCAUACUGAUCAUGUACACGGAGGAAAAUCUGUAGAAGAAUUGCAAAACCCACUGUCAGAUGAAAAAAAUAUGUCAUUGCCAGCUCAGUACGCACCAGAUGAUAAGGCUUUUCAAGGUGAUUCUAAACCAUUUGUGGAUCAGACCACAACUUAUCAAGUGGACACCAAGACAAUGCUACAGAAUGUACCAUCAGAUACAUGUGUGCCAGUGACACUGAUAUCUGUUCGAAUGCGUGAAACUCAGUCUGAUCUUGUACAACAGCCUCCUGUUACAUCUUCAUCUCACUCAAUUCUUCCUUCACAGCCCCCUCCAACAGACUACCAGCAAACGACAGAUUUGGAAUUUCUUGAAAAAUAUACUCUUACUCCACAGCCAGCAAAUAUAGUUCAUCCAGUCAAACCUGAACAAAUAUUGGAUCCUAGAGAACAAACUUAUCUUGGGACAUUACUGGGUCUUGAUACAGCUCCUGUACAGAACAUUUCAAAUAAUGAACAUUAAUGAUCAUGUCUAUGGAGUGUGAUAUUUCAAUAGUCUUAAUACUUCUUUUCAAACAGUGAGCUGUGAGGCAUCUUAAAGGCUAACAUUAUUGUAUGAGCUGCUGACCAUUUCAUCAAAUGAAUGGAGUAUUAUAUUGAAACAGGAAUAUAUAUACUAUAUAUAUAUAUAGUCAGAAUUAUGGGGGCAGAAUAUGCAAUAGAAAACUCAGAGGGAAAUGAAAUACAGAGAAUAUAGAUUGUGACAAGUGUCUUCUUGUCACUGAUCCUAGCAUUCUUCUGUAUGACAGAAGACAAAAAUUACUAGAUACGUGAAAGUAAUCAUAUUAGCUGUAUUUAGUUAGCUAAUUUAGAUUUAAAAAUCAUUUAAAUAAAAUUUAGCUCAAUUUUUGUUUAAUCAUUAAAUAGAGACCAGGUUCCAUUAUCACACUCUUAAAGCAGCUACAUCUUUAUUCAGACUUGCUCAGGAGCCUGAAAAAAGAACAGCUGCUUUAAUGAACAGUAGAAAGGUACAGGUAAUCUUUGGGUUAAGAACCCAUAGAUUACAGACAACCCAUAGUUAAGAAUGGAGCCUACUGUAGCAAAAUUUGAGUUAAAUACACAAUCGUUCAAGUUAAU
Messenger RNA from Python bivittatus (Burmese python), 2023 nucleotides. The record is from RefSeq and is a predicted model, not a curated record. NCBI's taxonomy places the organism in Eukaryota, Metazoa, Chordata, Lepidosauria, Squamata, Pythonidae.